Messenger RNA from Penicillium salamii, 1677 nucleotides. NCBI's taxonomy places the organism in Eukaryota, Fungi, Ascomycota, Eurotiomycetes, Eurotiales, Aspergillaceae. The record is from the annotation of a GenBank genome assembly.
AUGGGACGACGUUCAAUUUCCUCCGAAAUCUUUGACAAUGAGUCUGUAAUUGAAUUCGGUGUGCCGAACAAAACAAUCGAGGAUGUGAAAUCCCCUCCAGCAGGUCUGGGUCUGGGGAGCUCAGUACAACUUUUUGAUAUCGAACAUAGCACAGUCGUUGAACAAGAACGAAUAGUCGGAAUACAACAAUGGCUUGUCUUUGUUUGCAUCAUUAUAUUGGCAGUUAUGGACUCGUUCAAUGCGACUAUCUUGAUCCCGGCCAUUCCUGACCUUGCAAACACUUUCAGCAUGUCUUUAGCCAGUACUUUCUGGGCCUCAACAAUAUACCUUAUGUUCAGCGCAGCAAGUCACCUAUAUUUCACCAUGUUGAGCGAAGUAUUCAACCACGGGCCCGUAUGGAUAUUAGCAGUCUUGUUCGCAACUAUCGGCACCGGGGUCUGCUGCGGCUCACUGAGUCUCUCUGAGUUGAUCGUCGGUCGCAUGAUCCAAGGUAUCGGUGGCGGUGGUGCAAUGGGUCUCUGUUUCGUGGCAAUGAAAGAGUAUUCACCAGAAGCUAUUCAUUCGCGAUACUCGUGUUAUAUUUUACUCAUGCGAAUGGGUGGAGCAAUGCUAGGUCUGGUAUGCGGUGGUCUUUUCAUGGAUCACGGACACUGGACAUGGUCAUUUUACUUCAAUUUCGUCUUCUGUGCCCUGGGCCUAUUGGGGAUCCCGUUCGCAGUGGAUUUGCGUGCUUCGAAACAUGUACCCCUUCGCAAACUGCGCACUCUGGAUUGGACAGGUGUGACCAUGGCUUUUUUUGGUUCCGGGGUCAUUCUCGUUGGUCUCUCCUGGGGUGGUGUUUCGUACCUUUGGUCGCAGUGGGAGACUAUCGUCCCCAUUGUGCUUGGAGUUGUUGCCAUCUUGGCUUUGGGUCUCUAUGAGUUCAAAUGGGCUUUGCAUCCGCAGUUUGGGCGGAGAGUGUUUCGCUCGAAAAUGAUGAUAAUGACAUACUUGGGGUGCUUUUUGCAUGGCCUUGUGUUCUUUUGCCACCUGCAGUUCUUUGCUCUUUACUUCAUGUCCGCGCAUUAUAUGUCCGCAACGCUUUCUGGGAUGGCGCUGCUUUCCUUGAUUGGACUUGCUAUCGGCCCUGUGGCAAUCGUCGGCAUGAUUCUUGCCAGGGAAAAGGAAUGUACCCAGUGGAUCAUAUCUGCAGGAUGGAUUCUAGUCGUUCUCACAAGUGGGUGCUCGAUUCUUUUGGACAGUGAGACUCCCACAAUUGCUUGGGUUCUCUUGUUGUUCACAGCUGGGCUUGGGCACGGUCUUCUGCUCUCAAGCUAUAACGUUCGCGUCCGGAACAUGCCCAAGGAUGAGGAUACCCCACCUUCCAUCCUACCAACAACAAUGGCAUAUUACAUGAGAGCUUGGGGGUGGGCAUUUGCUAUACCUGUCGGGGGUAGUGUGUUGCUCAACUCCCUUGGCAACGGCCUGGCCGAUGUUGGAUUGAAUCGAAGUUUGAUCAAUUCAGCAAAUGGGCAUCUCAUGUUGAUGAAGAAUUUCACUCUGGCAGAUCAACAACAAGAAGCGGUUAGUAUUGUUUCCGUUGCUGCGUUCCGGACAUUAUGGGGGGUCAUCACUGGCAUUGCAGUUCUUGGGGGCCUCUCGUCGGCUUUUCUGUGGCGAAAGAAUUCCAGAAAGUAA